Messenger RNA from Amoebophrya sp. A25, 5095 nucleotides. Lineage: Eukaryota; Dinophyceae; Syndiniales; Amoebophryaceae. The record is from the annotation of a GenBank genome assembly.
GGGUCCGUUUGUGUUGAACCGCUGAUAGCUAUUUUCUACACUCAUUAUGCAUUUUGAGGAUGAGUUUUCUUCACUGUCGAAUUUGGCCUCCUGGACGAUGGAGUGAAAAUGCAUGAAUUUAUCGAUGUAUUUUUGAAAAUAGACGUAGACCAUGUUGCCUAACGUCGAGGAUAUGCAGAAGAUGGUGAAUCAGCAGGCGGCAGCAGAUGCCAAAGCCUUAGCCGCGCUGAAACCGCCGACCCAAUGCGUGAUGUGGCCUACGCAAGAGGUGGUUCUGGCGACCGGUGCUUGUUGUGGAGACGGCCUGUCUGGCGAACCCAGCCACCUGGUUCUGGGAGCGACGCACGUGGAGGUCAGCAGCACAGACUGCUGCAAGUCGGAGGCCGUGACCGCGGUUCCAUAUCACCGCGUUGGAGCAAUGGAAGUGGGAGACAGCUGGGCGUUUAACAUUUUCGAGUGCGCUUUGAGUCGGUCGGUGGCACUGUCAGCAGGUAUUCGCGGACCCUCUGCGAAUGUUAUGGUUAUCCCUUCAUGGCUACAGCCCGUCGGAAACGGCCUCCAACAGGGCUUCCGCUUUGUGGGCGGCGUUGCGGCUGUAGCGGGCGCAGCAGAGGAACUGCGCCGCCGCGUAGAGGCCACACCAGGGCACCUGGUAGCACGACCGGCCCCAACACAAAGCCACAUGUCGGACGAGAGGCCUACCUCGAAGGAGAGGAAGAACAGCAUCAGCACAGAGCGUGUAUUACGCAUAGGUCUGGAUCAUGAAAAGGAUGUAGAGGGACUGGAACGGAAGCGCGCGAAGACCGCGGUCCAUAAUGUGCAUAAAACUUCUACUAGCAAGAGUCUGGAUCACGGUCUUGCACAUCGAAUUGGUCGAAAAGCCCCAUCAGCGGAGUACGACUCGGUUGAAAUCUCAAAUCCUGAAUGCUGUAUCCCCUUACUCGAGGGAAGCUGCAAUCCACUAAGCUGUGAGUUUUAUCGGACGCGCAAGCGCAUUUUGCUCCUGGAAGACGUGGUGUCUAUGCGCUAUUUGGCACGUUGCGGCGUGCAGCAUCUCAAAUUUUCUGGCGCUGAUGCGGAGUUCUAGUAUGAGCGGAGAAGGAAAUAAGCUGUCAAUCGCAUUGAUCUUUAGAGGAAGUCAAUAUCGCCAUGAAUGAUAGAAGUCAUUUGAUGUUUUUUUAGUACUCCAGAGCGAAUCCGAUACUGAUGUAUGCAAUCGAAGUGAAACUAGUACUUAUAAGUAAUUUCAGAGACGCCACUUUCAUCUAUUGGUUUAUGGCUAGGAGCUCUCUAUGUUGCAGGCAAGAAAAAAGCAUUGCUUUGAAUACUAAACCUAUCAGAUUUUUGUUGGUAUGCGUAUGCAUUCAUCCAUCCAGUUUUUGUGGUGCCUGUGGUGACCUGGAGAUCGCUUACGAAGUGGUCAAGACAGAACUCGGGCCGCGAAGUGUCUUUGCCUCAGAUUACGAGUCUGAGAAGGACGGGGAAGGAUUCGGUUUGGCAAUGAUUAACCUACCUGCGGGGGAGCGGGUGUAUCUCGUCAGUCCCUGUGCCUCACACUUUUUUACGAUAGAAUACUAAGGACUGCACGUCGAGCUUCUUUGGAGGUGUUCGAUGAGAAUACGACUUCAUCAAUUUUUCUUCCCGUCAGGAAGGGAGGCAUCGCAAUCGCUUGAUAAGCAGUACUAAUGAGCAACGUUUACCAUCUAAUACCUGUUGGUCACUCGUCGAUGAAGCAAGGUCCUUCUAAACUCUCUGCAGCUGCUCGUUCAAGAUUCAAAUUUGUCCUUCAGAGAGAACAUUUCUAUUUGUGAUUUGUCUAAUGUCCCUGUCCUCGUGGAGGACGCGACGCUCGAGUUGGAGCAGAGCUCAUGCGGACGCGUGGAGAAAAGUGUAUUAGCGAAUCAUCACGCGCGUGCCGUCCAAAAGCAUAUGAGCCACUGUUUGGGUUGUGGACCCUGCUGGGCGAGCUUGCACGUAAGAGUCCUUUCUAGAAGUGUCGCUGACUUUGUUUGAAUCGCUUGACGCAGCUCAUUUUUUUCUUCGGUCAAGUUAUAGCACGAGUCUCUCUCUUUCCUUUUUAGUUGAUAUGAGCUGAACGAGAUAUCGUUCCUCUCACUCAAGAGAUCAGAGAUGAUACUAGACUUGAGCGCCCGGGGGCACUCCUCCCACUAGGGUCACCCACUUCCGGCACGCGCCCUCCUCAACUCCGGCGCGAUUCGACAAGAGUUGGGCGGGGGACGGCGUGCGGCCAUUGAUUAAAACGGCGCACCGGAUCGAAUUCGUUGGCUGUAGGUUUACUCUUCUUUUGGUGGGUUUGGCCUUCUUUGCGUGCAAGAAGUUGUAGCGCUCGAGUUUGCAGCUUGUUCAGGUUUCUCUUCUUGUGAUACAAUCAAACUUCGGAUUGGAAUUUUUUCAAUUUCGUUUUUAUUGGAUACAAUCAAAAACUUUGGAUUCGAGGUUUCAAACUUGAAACUUUUAGACAUUGGGUCGCUGCUUUUAAUCUGAAGCGUUCCGAGCUUUUAACUUUGAGUUUUUAACAUUGAGUUUUCAAUUUUGAACUUUCCACAUUGGGUCUUCAGCUUUGAACUUUCAGGAGUGGGCUUUCAUCUUAAAGCUUUAAACUUUAAACUGAGCAAGCCCUCAGCUUCCAACCUAGGGCGUUCAACUUCGAGCAUUCAGCUUUCGGCUUUGAGGCUGGAGCUUUCGACUUUCAGUCUUGGGGCUGAGCGUAAGGCCUUAGCCGAUGAAAUCAAAAAACUAGGCUUUUUGUGCAAAGUUUUGAAUUUUGACGCCGACGAAUUAAGUCAAGCCGCAGCGUGCUUGAUUUUAGUAAAUACGCGACGCCGUGUCAGGGUUCGCGUGUUCGUGUGUUGUGUUUGUUGGUUGAUUAGAAAAGGAGCGGAAAAAUUUGCGAUGGAGGUCGCACGUUUUUGGUUCAAGUACUUCCGGUUCGGGUGUUUUUGGGUUGGUGUGUGUGGGGCUCGGAUGUUGGAGGGGUCGUUGUUGAUUUUUUAUAUAGCUCCCUAAUAUGAGUGCAUACUAGUGCAUAUUAAAGACCUUAAGUAGAUAAAGUUCUUACUUUGGGCAUGUUUUUUUUAGAUUAUAACUUUUGCAGCUCAAAUCGUAACAAUUUUGAUUUUAUUUCGUAGAGAAGUCUGAAUUGCAUACGCAUUCAGAAGUUCCUAAGUUCAUGAGUUCAAUCAUGAGUUCGGGUGUGGGGGGUUCGGAAGUGGAAGCGUGAGAUUUUGGGGCUUGGAAGUGGAAGAGUAAGAGUUUGGCGGGGUCGUUGUUGUUUUUUGAUUUAGCUCGUUAAUAUUAACGCGCGCCUUCUUUGACAUAUGCACUGCAGAAUGACUGGCCUUGAGACUUUUACUGUGUAAUAACCGGAUGUUAGCGUACAUAGUUUUUUACGAUCAUACGGGGAUGGCUUUUUAUCAAAUCUAUUAGAUAAAGUGGUAGAAUGUAUAUCGCAAGUAUGUUAGCAAGAAAAUACUAUCAGGAUCUGCCAAGUAUCUUGGUGCUAAAAGUACAUAACGAUAACUUCAAUUUCAAUAAUACCAUUGCAUUUCUUUUCAGGUGGACGAGGCUAGCGGAGACUUCAGUCGGGCUAUUCAGGUCGGCGGUUGGCACACGCAGGAGAUAGCAUCCUUGUUUUCGGAAAUGAAGACGCGCACUGCUCCACCUCUGCAGAUCGACUGGGAGCGACUUGUGGCGGCUAAUCGGAGAACUGUCGGCUGGAUGCCGAUCGUAGCUGCGGCUGACGGAGUACUUCCGGCAGGGUCAGUUAAGAUCCCCAGGGGAGAAUUUGCUUUGAUGUCGUUUUUCUGUAAAAAAACUUUUCUUUAUUCUCAGAUGCAGGAAAAAGUCCUCGAAGGAACAGUGGAUCUUACAAUACACCCUAUUUAGUUGCUUUUUGUUGGAACGCAACAGGGCAGAAACAGAAUGAACAAGCGCUCAACAUCAACCGCUUCCGGAAGACGCGUAAUUUGUUCAGUAGAGCUCUGAGGAGUGUCUUUGUCUUUCACGAGCGUCACGCUCUUCUAAGUUUAGGACGAGUCCAGCUAUUUCCGUGCCGCGACCCGCAGGGGCUAGGGGCGACCCGUCUCCCCUAGGGUCGACAGAAGUCAAGGGAAAAAAACUUGGUUGGGCUUUCUUAUUUUCUGGCGAUGGUGCCGAUCCAGAGGAUUCAGAAGUAGCACCGAAUUCGGAAGUCAUGGUGAACAAGACCAAAAGCCAGCAGAGGUCACAUUUUGAGAAAGGUGGAUACCCUCUAAUGCCACCUCCUAUUGGGGGGGCGCGUGCGGCAGAGGAAAUUCGAAAUAUCGAAAGCUUCAUGAACGAAGCCUGAUAUUACUAUGAUGUAUAACUAUGCAUGAAUCCCAGUAUUGCUUACAACUAAAAGAACUAUGAAUGUGCAUGUUGUAUCCUGAAAGAUAGAGCUAGCUACUAGGGCAAUUAUAAUUAAGUGACUCUGGAAUGAUGUAACUUCACUGUUGCGGCAUCCAUGCAAAAUUUAUAUAGAUUUUACAAUGUCAUGGCGUGAAGUCAACAAGCUUUGGUUUCUCUCACUUAGGCAAAAAAAGUCAAGUUUAUUUUGCGUCAUAGAUCGUUUUUUUUUAAAUGUCAUUCUUUCAGUUUCAUGUAGAAUGUAUGAUAGAGAAAAGAGUGCCCAGUAGAAAGAGAACCUAUGUUUUGCAAAGAGUCGCUCGAUUUUUAGUUGGUUGAUUCACUAUUAGGACAGAAUUCAGUUUUUGCUUCAUCGAGGUUGAUUUCCAACGACCGACGGAACCAUGAUAUACAGACAUGUAGACGAAGCUACAGCGUCGAUGCAAGCUUCGUAGUUGCUUUUUCCAAGAAUGUCCGAUGAAGCUGACUAAGUGUAAGUUAGAACUGAUACAUAGCGAAAAACAAACAUUUCAAAUGUUGUUUAUACGAAAAAAGAGACGUCAAACGACCAAGUAGAUGCCUCAUUUGGGAAAGACUACCACGAAGUGUACCAUUAGCAACAUUACGGGGCAUUAUAAAUAGUGUUCACUGUAUAAGUCAUGAUGGUCACGCACACUUUGCUCUGUGUCACCUUGACUUUCAUGAAGAC